This is a messenger RNA of Python bivittatus (Burmese python), 1514 nucleotides long. Lineage: Eukaryota; Metazoa; Chordata; Lepidosauria; Squamata; Pythonidae. The record is from RefSeq and is a predicted model, not a curated record.
CUGCACCGGGGCUCGGCGAGAAGAAAGGGGAGGGAGAGAGACGAAGGCAGGCAGGAAGAAGCCGCCUCCAGCUGGGCUCUUGCGUUCCUCGCUUCCAGGAGCCGGGAAGAAGGAAGCUUAGAUCAUGGGGAGCAGUAAAAGUAAACCCAAAGACCCUAACCAACGGAGACGCAGUUUGGACUCCACAGAAAACAUACAUGGCAGCUGCUCUACCUCUCAAACACCCAGCAAGACCACAGUCCCAGAAACUCAUCGCACCCCUAGUCGAUUAUUUGGAAGUACAGCUACAGAACCAAAGCUCUUUGGGGGAUCAAAUACAUCAGAUAUGGUCACUUCUCCUCAGCGCUGUGGGGCUCUAGCUGGUGGAGUCACCACAUUUGUGGCCCUCUAUGAUUAUGAAUCACGGACAGAAUCAGAUCUUUCUUUCAAAAAAGGAGAACGCCUCCAAAUCCUCAACAACACGGAAGGAGAUUGGUGGCUGGCUCACUCCCUCACAACUGGCCAGAAAGGCUACAUCCCCAGUAACUAUGUCGCACCUUCAGACUCCAUCCAAGCAGAAGAAUGGUAUUUUGGCAAGAUAACCCGCCGAGAAUCUGAACGGUUACUGCUCAAUCCAGAGAAUCCCCGAGGGACUUUCCUGGCAAGAGAGAGUGAGACCACAAAAGGUGCCUACUGCCUCUCUGUCUCAGAUUUUGACAAUGCCAAGGGCCUCAAUGUGAAGCACUACAAGAUUCGCAAACUGGACAAUGGUGGCUUUUAUAUCACGUCCCGCACACAGUUCAGCAGCCUUCAGCAGCUAGUGGCUUAUUACUCCAAACAUGCAGAUGGUUUGUGCCACCGUCUCACCAAUGUUUGCCCAACAAGCAAGCCUCAGACACAGGGCUUGGCAAAAGAUGCUUGGGAAAUCCCCCGGGAAUCAUUGCGGCUAGAGGUCAAACUUGGACAAGGCUGCUUUGGAGAAGUAUGGAUGGGGACCUGGAACGGCACCACCAGGGUAGCAAUCAAGACUCUAAAGCCUGGGACAAUGUCUCCAGAAGCAUUUCUACAGGAGGCCCAGGUCAUGAAGAAACUGCGCCAUGAAAAGCUGGUGCAGCUGUAUGCUGUAGUUUCAGAAGAGCCUAUUUACAUCGUAACAGAGUACAUGUGCAAAGGGAGCCUCCUGGAUUUUUUGAAGGGAGAGAUGGGCAAGUAUCUGAGACUGCCCCAGCUGGUGGACAUGGCUGCACAGAUUGCCUCUGGCAUGGCCUACGUGGAAAGGAUGAACUACGUUCACAGAGAUCUCCGAGCUGCCAACAUCCUUGUGGGGGAGAAUCUGGUGUGCAAAGUAGCUGACUUUGGAUUGGCACGACUGAUUGAGGACAAUGAAUACACAGCAAGACAAGGUGCUAAAUUUCCCAUCAAGUGGACUGCUCCAGAAGCUGCUCUGUAUGGUCGGUUCACUAUCAAGUCAGAUGUCUGGUCCUUUGGAAUACUGCUGACUGAACUUGCCACCAAAGGUCGAGUGCCAUAUCCUG